Messenger RNA from Mesorhabditis spiculigera, 810 nucleotides. Lineage: Eukaryota; Metazoa; Nematoda; Chromadorea; Rhabditida; Rhabditidae. The record is from the annotation of a GenBank genome assembly.
AUGUCGUGCUGUGCGCGGAAGCGGGAGCCGACCGUCUCGCGGCGUGUGCCCCCGAAAAGCGAUUAUACGGUGCGAUGGGUGGCCCGUUGGGUGAAUCGGGACUACAUCACGCUCCGCUGUACGCCCCACUCCGAGAACUCGAAUCGCACCAUUACGGUGGCCGGACGUUUGCACGAGGAUCUGGUGUACCCCUACGUGUUGACCCAGUCGAAGCACAUCUGCCGUGGCGAAGACUUUUUUGGCGGAAAGUGGAAGCCAAUGUUCACGGACAGUGACACCAAAUCGAAAGAAUCGAAGGAGACGACCACCCCCGCCGCCUCCCCCGCCAAGGCCAAGCCGUCCAGCACCCAGCCAACCGCCGACAGCAAGGAAAAAACGACCCCGGUGAGCCCUGGCCCGACCAAGACGAGGACGGCCGGCGGGAAGUCGAUGAUUGCCAGCGUGGUCAAGCCGUCCGCACACAAGCCGGCCGUCGCGGGGCCCAAGAUCCAUUUCAAGGAGCCGAAAUCGGUGUGCCUGUCGCUGACCGAGUCGGGCCAGCCGGGCGCCGGCGCGAAAAGGCAGACCAAGAAGAAGAAGGGCACCACCUUGUCCAAGCCGACCCCCGACCUGCUCACCGCCUGCGACGACGACGUCAGCAACAAGUCCAGGAAGAAGAAGGAUCAGACGCUGGCCACCGCCGCUGAUUCGGAAAAGUCGCGGAAGAAGAAGAAGCCCGGUCUCCGCGGCAUGCUGCACAUGAAGCCGAACGCUUCGAAAAUUAAGGAGGUCACCUGCGAGGAGGCGCCGAAGACGCUCAAGGAGGGUAAG